This is a messenger RNA of Ochotona princeps (American pika), 525 nucleotides long. RefSeq names its product histo-blood group ABO system transferase 2-like. Lineage: Eukaryota; Metazoa; Chordata; Mammalia; Lagomorpha; Ochotonidae. Gene Ontology annotation, molecular function: glycoprotein-fucosylgalactoside alpha-N-acetylgalactosaminyltransferase activity. The transcript is spliced from 2 exons. The record is from RefSeq and is a predicted model, not a curated record. Gene Ontology annotation, biological process: carbohydrate metabolic process. Gene Ontology annotation, cellular component: membrane; Golgi apparatus; vesicle. Bases 1 to 525 code for a protein of 174 amino acids.
AUGUACAUGCUGGAGAGAAGCAUCAUUCCUAAAAAGAAGAUUUUCUGGGACAAGUUAAUCAUGCGAUAUAGUGCCCUGACAAUGGAAUUUAUAGUGGACAUGUCCAUGAACCAUAUGGAGGUGAUCAGCAUCUUCUCUCAGCAGCGCUUCCAUCAUGGGGUGGAUUACCUGAUGUGCACUGAUGUGGGCAUGAUCUUCUGGGACCAUGUCGGGGUGGAGAUCCUGACCACACUCUUUGGCACUCUGCACCCUAGUUUCUAUGCAGCCCUCCAUGAGGCCUUAAUCUAUCAGCAUCGGUGGAUGUCCCAGGCAUAUAUCCCCUGGGACGGGGCUGAUUCCUACUACAUUGGAGCCUUCCUUGGGGGAUCAGUGGCUGAGGUGCAGCAGCUCACCAGUGCUUGUCACCAGGCCAUUGUGAUUGACAAGACCACUAGCAUCGAGGCUGUGUGGCAUGAUGAGAGCCACCUGAACAAGUACCUGCUGUACCACAAGCCCACCAAGGUGCUGUCCCCAGAGUACCUGUGA